AUGAUGCUAUUCCUCAAGAGUUUUCCGUUCUCGACGAGAGCAGAGAUGGCAACUGUAGCUGGUUUGCUAGCUACGCUUGAUCUACCAAAAACUGUUGGUUCCGCUGUGAUCAACGAACUCGUCAAUUGUUUCCAGCUAGAAAUAAGGAUAUCCCAGAUUCUUCUCGCUGAGGAGGGUAGGGAUAGCGUUCCUCCAUCUUCAACGAACUGUCUUGCUAAAGGAGAAGGUUUUGUUGUUAUUAUUGCUGCAGUUGAGAGGCUUCUGAUGCCUUUAUUGCAGCUGUUUGUUGUUAUUGCAAGAGUUCUUCGCCAUUCUCAACAUCCUCGCAGUAUGGUCGAGUGGAGGUUUUCAGGCCUCUUUCUCGUGGUUUUUGGUGAUUUUGACUGUCGCGAGUGCGUACGAGGAAAAGGAAAACGCAGACUUCUUCUCCAGCGUAUUCAAGCCCUCAAUGUCGAACAACAGCAGUCACUUGCAGAACAGCUGGAGGCAAAGAUUACAGACAAUCAACGAGAGUACUUCCAAAAAUGCAUCACCGAGCUCCUUGCUGCGAAGACUGGCAAUGAUUCUGAAAGGGAACGCAGCGCCACAGAAGGCUCUCAGAGGACAAGAGACAGUUCGCGGUCAGGACACGGCGCAGGACAUGGCGCAGACAACAGCGAGGACACGGCGCAGGACACGGCGCAGGACACGGAGCAGGACACGGCGCAGGACACGGCGCAGGAUACGGCGCAGAACACGGCGCAGACAAGAUCGCAGGGCAACAGCGCAGACAACAGCGCAGGACACGGACACCGCGACGGCAUAGAUUCUGCAACCCCUCAACUCGCGAUACUAGGACAGGUCUUCCGGAUGCCGUCUACGAUCACACGACGCCUUGAAUCUUCUACAAUACCUACUUCAACGGGUGCUCUCGUUCCCAACCCAAUCGAAUACUUUAAAGAAAACCGACAUAUUUUCACAAGCGCUUCCAUUGCUGUAUGCAAUCGCAUCUUCCCUGACUAUCUUGCCAGAUCCAUCCCAAAGCGAGCCAAGCCUGAUACAGUUGAAGCAGCAGUCUCAAUGGUAGUUCUAUCACAAGACUUUCCAGGGUGCCUGCUAAGGAUAGAGGUCACAAGUAGCAAGAUUGAAUACAUUGCUUUGCACUUAUUUCACACACGACUAGAGAUGGCGGAUGGUCGUCGUUAUCUAUGUCUAGAGAAUGGUCAAGAGGUUGCUCCCUAUCCUUGCAUUACGCUCCAAGAAUGCUUUCUCGAAUCCAUUGCUAGCUUCUUCGGCUAUUAA
Messenger RNA from Cryphonectria parasitica EP155, 1281 nucleotides. RefSeq lists its product as uncharacterized. NCBI's taxonomy places the organism in Eukaryota, Fungi, Ascomycota, Sordariomycetes, Diaporthales, Cryphonectriaceae. The transcript has 6 exons. The record is from RefSeq and is a predicted model, not a curated record. The coding region runs from base 1 to 1281 and encodes 426 amino acids.